ACGUGCUGACUGUUCUGAGUGAAUGUGGGUUCAUUUCCUCCGUGUGUUUCAGGGAAUGGCUUCACACGGAAGAGGCCGCUCCGCUGGUGGUUACGCCCCACAUGGAGAGGAGCGUCGAGCGACGACGUCGUCGCCGGCAAGGGAAACGAGUCGGGGAGUUGGAGGUGGGGAGGAAGAACGACGUGCUCAAAACUUGUGGUGCGACUACAACAAACGUGUCUGGUAUUUGGACUGGGCGAGCCAGGACGGCUCCAACCCUUUGCAACCACCGUGCGGGCUGCUCUUGUUCGUCGCCGUUCGCGCCGACAGAACGCGUCUCGCAGGCUCCAUCGUCCAGUGGGUCGACGAUGGCGAAUGCAAUUUCAAGUUUACCUUGAAGAAGCAUUACAGAAGUGAUGGUUUUGUCGAUGGCAUCGCAAAGGGAUGCAAGGUUGCCGGGAGGAUGUUCGGCGGGUAUGGCCAUCGUGCGAUGUCUUUGCCUCACUUUGUUUCGCUAGCGCCGGGGCACGACGAGGCCGUUCACGUCACAGACUUCCUCGAGGUCUGGGCGAAAUCUGGUACCUCUGUCAGUGCCGUGGACGUCGGACCUGGAACAUCGAUCAGUGGUCCUGUUGGGUUCGUGGCAGGAGAGUGCUCUGAAGGGGGGAUGGGAGGUCAGGGUGGCCUGCCAGCUACGCCUCCUAAUCAAGAGGUGGGCAUGUCAGACGACUCGGAGGACAACCAUCCGCGUGCUCCUUUGAAACCGGGCCUGCAUGUAUCUCGUCGCCACGGUUUGCUUGGGGAGUCGACGCCACAUGGAGGCGGCGAUGGCGAACGGUUGCGACAGGGCUCAGAAUCGACGACUCCUCGUGGUCUGGUCGAAAGGAUCAGUUCAUUCGUUUGUGGCAUGCAGGUGGCCGAGGUUUUGCCUGGAGAUCGAGCGGGUGGUCCGCAGGUUCAGGAGGUGCGUGGGUCGGAUGUGACGACUCCGCGGGCCCGACCAGCGCCGACGCCACUGCAAACGGAGUUGAGCCAGAAACGAGAAGCAAGUGGGAACGUCACCGGUGAGGAGGAGGUGUCCGAGCAGGGGCUGUUCCGUGAGAAAUCAGCUGAAAAGACUCAGUCGGGAGGCAAGCACAACUCGCCAGAUGAGAAAGAGCGAGAGGGAGUAGGUGCUCUGAAAAGGCAGAGAAAGGCAGGAGGGAGUGAUCGGACGCCAACAACACGAGAGGGCGGUUCCGUUAAGAAGAGGAAAAGGGUUGGAGGUGGGGAUGAAACGCCAAAAGACUCGUCGACACGGCGAAGAACCGGUGAGUCUUUCGGGAAACGGUCGAAAUCAUCGAGGGGGAAGAAAGCAGACGAGGGCGACAGUGGGGAGGGGGAUGACGGCGUGGAGAUUAACCUCAACGCCUUUAACCUCGACAAUGCGUUCUUCCUGGAGAUGCAGACAGGGGUGCAGAAGGACAUCGUGUUGCACAUCCAUCCCGAAAGAAUAUUAGCUAUUCCAGACUGGGAAGACACGUACAACCACAGAUCCUUGGACGAGUUCCUUGUUGAUACCAUCGCGUCGGCUAUGAUCGACUGCUACGAACGCAAAGACAUGAGAUACACAAAGCCCAUUUUCGUUCUCGCUCCGAUCGUCGCGCCUCCAGAGAACGGCGAGCCUGCUGUGUGCGUGCUGCCUGAUGGCUUCGACAUCUCACACCCGGAGAAAUACUGGUAUUAUCCUGUGUGUGGACAACAUAACGCGAGGGCGGCGAUGAUGGUGAAAGACCAUCCCGUGUUUGAUUACUACAACUUCUGUAAAUGGCUGUUCAGACCGAUCUACUUCCCUGACGACGAGUUCAACGGCUACGCCCAUGUGGACGACCCGUCGUUGAAAAAGGGCAGGGGGAAGCCAAAGAAAGACGCGGAGGAGAAAACUUUCUACGUCCAAGUUCCAGAGCCGGAUGUCCACUACUGGAAGGAAUUGGUGGACUUGACGGACCGCGAGAAGAAAAGGCUGUUGAAUGGCGUCUUGAACCUUAACGUCCUGUGGGUUCAAACGAGUAGCAAGAAGUUAGCCAAGCAGGGGAAGUUCAGUGUCAAGGAGAUGGUCGACAUAAUAAAAAUGGACCGGAUUAUGCUGAGGCUGUGGCACUACGUGGAGUUCGAUUACGAGGAAAUGAAUAAGCAGGAGUGGAAUGCCAACUCCACAUUCUUCAGGUCCAAGAAGCAACUGUUCGAAGAGUUCAAGGACAGAGGUCUCCACGACAAGCUUUGGAACGAGAGCAGGAAAUUUUUCACGGACACCACAUACGUCAACAAGUGCCCUCAGUUUCUCGGGUGUCAACACGACAACAACAUCAAGAGAACGGCGGCCCUCGUCAACGACCAGCAUUUCCCGGCGGAGUGGAAGCGUGUCGUCCUUUCRGUGAUCACURGAGAUYGCKCCAAAGRCAAAAAAAACCCUCGGGGCGUUGAUGAAUGCAUCAACAUUAUGUGGACAAGGACAAGCGCCUUGACGACGCUGGCCCAGUUUAACGUCGACCCAUUGAGUGCCAGAGAUCAUAAGGAGGCGCAGGGAAAACUAGGGCAUCAGCUACGCUCCCACACUUACGUGCUCGACUUAUGCGGUACUGUGGACCGUGCGCGAUGGGACUCUGGGGCAUUCGCGUCUCUGAGUGAGUUGCUGGGCUUCGUUUGUCAGGACUAUUGGACAUUGGUGGUAUUCGUCCCCUGCCUGUGGAACCUCUCCUUCAUGACAUGUUUGUCUGUGCUUGGGGCUACCCGAUGCUACACGGGGAAGUGGAUUCAAAAGACGGCAUCGAAGAAGACGCAUCAGUUCGAAAACAGCGUCUGGGAGGAGCCGGAUGUGAUGCACAUCCUUUUCAAAGGCGAGGAUCCUUGGCUACUGACUCACCCGGUGUACGAGGGAGUUGUUGCUGAAGACGACACCGCCGCUCUACGGAGGAAACAGAAAGUGACACCCACGGAUGUGGAGGAGAAGUCUUUCAAGUCCUUGACUUUCGCGGACAUCGGAAACCUGACCCAGAGGGGGGCUCUGUACAAGGACGGCGAGCGGAAUCCGAAUCAGCUGUGCAAUCAGCUUCUUUUCUUCUGUGGUGUAGCGGAUGCCGUGCUGUUCUUGGGCAAGCUGCACGCGCAGGUGGUGUGGAGUCUGCUUCAGCAGGGAAGGCACGUCUUGGCCGUGGAUGGGGAUACAACGCAGCUCGUAUACAUCGUGCAGUAUGUCACCCAUGAAGUGUCGUCCAAGGCUUACCCAUGCGAUUUCCACCAUGUCGAGGUCGAGCCCGUUUAUGACCCGAACAAGGACAUGUUCUUCAAGUUGACUCCGAAGAAAAGGCGCCACGUCUACUCCUUCCUUUACAGCGAACAACCAAGGUUGAGAUUUGACCCACAGUACGUGGUGCGGAAGGAAGUCGCCAUUGCGGUCCUCCAGGGCUACCACGGAGCGAGUCGGGCCGGCGCUGUGAGCUUCAUUAAGAGGCCGGAAUGUGUAUUUUUUAACGAGGAUGUUGUCAAUCCGGCCGACUUCACUUCGGACAAGUACAAGCUCGCAUUCGGUGAGGAGGACGACUUCAAUAUCGAGACUGAGCAGGAGGAGAGCGUUGAGGACGACCUCUUCGAUUUGGACGGGCAAUUGAUAAUCUUCAACGCCCAAGUUUAUGAGUCGCCAUCAGUACGCAAAUCGGGGACACCUCUUGCUACACCUACCUCGGGCGGUCCCACGCCCGUGUCCUCCUCAGCGCCUGUCAAGAGGGGUGGGUUGUCCCGUCUGAGGAGUUCGUCGGGGGAGCCUAUUCGUCUCACGCCGCAGCCCGAACGCCUUCGACCCGGCCAUCUAGUUCCUCCGGACCAUCCGCAUCUCAAGGCUCCUGCGACUCCCUUCCACAUGGAUGACAAACACACCUUCUCCACAGCCGAAGAUUGGGGCCAUGAUAUCGUGUGGCACCCAGGCCAUUUCCAGCCAGUCCUUCUCGACAGCGAAUGGGCAGUGGUUGUGAGGGACGCAAGUGGAGGGUGGAUAUAUGAUGAUCGUAUGGACCUCGAGACAUUCGAAUCUCGCACCUACGAUGCGGUAUUGGAGAGAUUGAGUGAGAUCAAUCGACGAAGUAAGGACGACCCUGCUCUUCGCGAAUAUGGGGACACGCUGUUCGAGUUAUUGCAAUCAAAUAAAUGGCUGGAAGUGUCCUUCGCGUUCUACGCCCUUCCGUCAAGCCCGUCAAUUAAGCAAGUGAGUUGGGAGUUGCCUGAGGUUACCCCGCCGGUAGGAGUUGUGAAGCGCAAGUCUCGCGGAAAGGACGGCGACUGGGAUGGUGAAGGCGGCGGGCAACGAGGUACCGGAGGUGGAAGUGAACCGCGUUCGACGAAACAGCGGUCUCCAGGGCACGCAGGCGACGGAGAGGGGAAGAAGGGCAGUCGGGAGAAGAAAAAGCCUCGCAUCGGAGAGAAGACGAAGCAUCACAGAGGAGACGGGCAGGGGUCCAAUGUCGACCGCGACGAGGACGGUGGGGUUCUGGCGGUAGCAGGCAGCACCUCAAUGGAGAAGGGGAACGACUUGAGGCCAGGGUGUAUUAUGCGCCCUGGCGAGCAGGACCCUGUGAUUAGCUCCACCAGCGAAACACAAUUUGUCGAUGCGGUUGGCGGGGCGGGUGUCGCAAAGCAUGGAACAUGCUUCGCUCAGCUCCAAAAACGGUUGGCGGAUUGUCUCGGAUCAAUCCGAACCUCGAAGACGACGUCGUUGUCCGGAACUCAGUGCCUUCGGGGAAGCGAGACGACAACAUACCACGGAUCCGGCAGCGACAAGCUGGAACCGUGUUCCGUUUCACCUCAAAAGGAAGUUCGGAUUAAUCCGAACCGCGAAGGUCGUGCCAUCGAGGGAGCACAACUGUCUACAGAACUCGAACGGGUGGUCCGUGUUUCUGAAAACCCUGGCGGCGAAAUUCGGAUUUAUCCGAACCAGGAAGCCGUGUCUGCCAUGGCAGACGAUCGGUGUCAGGAUGCAGUAAUGUUGUGCGUGGAAGCCCACAAGGAGCUGCAGGCGGACUGUCCGACUUAGGAUGAGUUGGCGACCAGUUCCAAUGUCGAGCCCAACACACUCGGAGCCGAGUUAGCAGUCGUAAGCGACUCCCCGAUGA
Messenger RNA from Chara braunii, 5120 nucleotides. Lineage: Eukaryota; Viridiplantae; Streptophyta; Charophyceae; Charales; Characeae. The record is from the annotation of a GenBank genome assembly.